CAAAGUUUGUUUUGUGUUUAUGUCACGUCAGCUAAAAAACCUACUUUUGCGUUUAUUUCUUGAUAAAUUAUUGAUAAAAGUUAUAUUAUUUCUUUAAUUAUACAUAUUCAAUGGAGUUAAAAACCUUUGGAGAAGAUGAUUUUGAUCCCAAAAAAUGGAUAAACAGAGCAUGGAGUUCAAGCGGGAACCAGGAGAAAGAGGUGUUUGUAGCGAACACAGUGUCGAGACUACAACUCUACAUGAAGCAACUUACCAACUCACUGGACGAGACAACCACACAAAUAGUAAACUCAAUACCCCGCACCCUGCAAGAUGCUGCGGCGCUCCAGCUGGAGGGAGCCCUGCUGCAGCAGAAACUCCUGUCGCUCGAGGAGAAGGUGGAAGGCGUGGAGGAGCAGACGGGGCACUCUAUACUGAGUCUGCAGCGGAUCGACCAGCUGAAGAGUCGGUUAGAGAACGCAGCUUCGGCGCUCCGCGAGGCAGACAAAUGGGCAGCCCUGGCGACCGCUUUAGAAGAUGUGCUUGAAUCCGGUGUGCCCAAUAAACCAGAGGAGUUGGAGGCCCUGGCUGGACAGGUCACAGCCCUGACACACAGUCUUGAGGUGUUAACAGAGGCUUCAGACUAUGAAAGCAAGCGUUUGCAGUUGGAGGCGCUGUAUAACCGGCUCGAAGCUGCGCUGAGCGCGCCCUUCCUUACAGCACUCGACCAAGGAGACAAGGAACGCACGGCAUGCUACGUGUCUCUAUUCCGCGGCAUGAAUCGCGCGUCGUCCGCCGCGCGAUGUUGGCGACGUUCUGUCUGCGCGUCUCUGGCGACGCAGUGGCGCCGCUCGGCGGGACAGCCGUCGCCAAGAGUCGCUGCGCUCGCGGGGAAGGGGGAGGCACACACGCAUGUGGAGUGGCUGACCAAUGUGCUGAAAUCGGAGACUCCGUACGCUGAGCUGGUGCGGUUAUAUACGGACUUACUGCACUCAUUAGACCCCUCGCCUGCUAAGGUGGUGUCAGCGAGCCUCAAACUGUGCUCGGACCCCGAAGAGGGCAUACUCCUCCUGACCGAGCUGAGGCGAGAUAUCGACGAGUUCCUCGUCUCCAUUAGAGCUGUCAUCGACGGACCCGCUAAAAAUAAAGAAGUGGUACCAACAUCCACACUACAAGAGUUAGGCGUCGCCGCCUACGCUCCACUCAAAGCCCUGUUGCCUAAAUACACCGAUUUGCAGCGACAAGUGUUCUUAGCGUACCUAGAAGGCCCGCAAUUGAGACAGGACGACAUCUUAGAACAAUCACGUGCAAUAUUAACCGUAUCCGAGAGGUGUGAAGGCUGGCUCGACGCGGCGUACGGGAAAGCUAAGAAGAUCGCAGGCGACGCCGCGUGGCCACACUAUGCUCCCACUGUUGAGGCAUUCUUCACCGCCCUAUGCGGCCUAAUAUCAUCCCACAGCCGGCGCAUAGAACAGGAGUUCCACACGAGCAGGGGCGGAGUCCUGAGCGCCGCGUGCCCGGCCGCCGUCACCCUGGAGCGGGCCGCCGCUCAAGCCCUGGAGGCUGCCGGGAAACCACAAACAUAUGACUCAGGUAGAUACUUAGCGCAUGCUAUCAUACUACGCGGCCUAAUAUCGUCCCACAGCCGGCGCAUAGAGCAGGAGUUCCACACGAGCAGGGGCGGAGUCCUGAGCGCCGCGUGCCCGGCCGCCGUCACCCUGGAGCGGGCCGCCGCUCAAGCCCUGGAGGCUGCCGGGAAACCACAAACAUAUGACUCAGGUAGAUACUUAGCGCAUGCUAUCAUACUACGCGGCCUAAUAUCGUCCCACAGCCGGCGCAUAGAGCAGGAGUUCCACACGAGCAGGGGCGGAGUCCUGAGCGCCGCGUGCCCGGCCGCCGUCACCCUGGAGCGGGCCGCCGCUCAAGCCCUGGAGGCUGCCGGGAAACCACAAACAUAUGACUCAGGUAGAUACUUAGCGCAUGCUAUCAUACUACGCGGCCUAAUAUCGUCCCACAGCCGGCGCAUAGAGCAGGAGUUCCACACGAGCAGGGGCGGAGUCCUGAGCGCCGCGUGCCCGGCCGCCGUCACCCUGGAGCGGGCCGCCGCUCAAGCCCUGGAGGCUGCCGGGAAACCACAAACAUAUGACUCAGGUAGAUACUUAGCGCAUGCUAUCAUACUACGCGGCCUAAUAUCGUCCCACAGCCGGCGCAUAGAGCAGGAGUUCCACACGAGCAGGGGCGGAGUCCUGAGCGCCGCGUGCCCGGCCGCCGUCACCCUAGAGCAGGCCGCCGCUCAAGCCCUGGAGGCUGCCGGGAAACCACAAACAUAUGACUCAGGUAGAUACUUAGCGCAUGCUAUCAUACUACGCGGCCUAAUAUCGUCCCACAGCCGGCGCAUAGAGCAGGAGUUCCACACGAGCAGGGGCGGAGUCCUGAGCGCCGCGUGCCCGGCCGCCGUCACCCUGGAGCGGGCCGCCGCUCAAGCCCUGGAGGCUGCCGGGAAACCACAAACAUAUGACUCAGGUAGAUACUUAGCGCAUGCUAUCAUACUACGCGGCCUAAUAUCGUCCCACAGCCGGCGCAUAGAACAGGAGUUCCACACGAGCAGGGGCGGAGUCCUGAGCGCCGCGUGCCCGGCCGCCGUCACCCUAGAGCAGGCCGCCGCUCAAGCCCUGGAGGCUGCCGGGAAACCACAAACAUAUGACUCAGGUAGAUACUUAGCGCAUGCUAUCAUACUACGCGGCCUAAUAUCGUCCCACAGCCGGCGCAUAGAGCAGGAGUUCCACACGAGCAGGGGCGGAGUCCUGAGCGCCGCGUGCCCGGCCGCCGUCACCCUGGAGCGAGCCGCCGCUCAAGCCCUGGAGGCUGCCGGGAAACCACAAACAUAUGACUCAGAGCAACCGACACACGCGCUGACCGACCUACCGGCCUUGCUCCUGGACGCCGACGUCCGCUGUAACCUGGCCGCGAGGAGGGCGGAGCCCCCGGGCGCCUUGUCCGCGCUGCGGCGCGCCGCCGCGCGGCUGCGCGCGCUGGCCCGCGACAUCGUGCGCGGCCCCGUCGACGCGCAACUCGAUAAAAUCCCAUCUCUGAACGUAUGGAGCGACAACGACGCCCUGUCCACAGACUUGCCAGAUUUCUCGCUGUCACCACAGGAGUAUAUCACUGAGAUCGGUCAAUAUCUGAUGACGCUGCCGCAGCACCUGGAGAUGCAUUUGUCAGAGAAGCAGGCGCCAUGGCAGUUUCUAUCUGAGAUUUGCACGCACACAUGCGAGGUGUACGCGGAGAAGAUCCUAAAUAUCAGAAACAUGGACGCACUAGGGACCAAGCGGUGUCUCACAGACAUAGUGUACCUAUCCAGCGUUGUGGAAGACCUCGGUACCGCGGUGACGCCAUCUUUGAAGAACCUAGAGCGAUCACUACGCGCUGCCACGCCGCAACACGAAUAAACCUCACAGCGCCCAGUGUCCAAUAUAAUGUACACAGUGGCGGAUUUGCAGUCUUCGCCGCCCUAGGCCUCAGGCCCUGUAGCCGCCCCUUUCUCAGCACCCUUCAUAUUAUUAGAAGUAUUAGAACAAAUUAAAUUAUUUUAAGGAAAUAUUUUAAUUUGUUUUUAUCAAGUAGAAACACUACUAUAUAAAUUAUAAACUGAAAUAAAUGUCAUAUACUAAGAAAAAGUGACUAAUGCCUCCAGUACCCCAGGCUGGAAUCGAACUA
Molecule: messenger RNA, 3696 nt
Organism: Cydia splendana
Lineage: Eukaryota; Metazoa; Arthropoda; Insecta; Lepidoptera; Tortricidae
Gene: Cog7
Exons: 17
Coding region: 111-3428 (1105 amino acids)
Biological process (GO): Golgi organization; retrograde vesicle-mediated transport, Golgi to endoplasmic reticulum; intracellular protein transport
Cellular component (GO): COG complex
Source: RefSeq, a predicted model, not a curated record